Podarcis muralis (Common wall lizard) is the source of this 6964-nucleotide messenger RNA. The record is from RefSeq and is a predicted model, not a curated record. Lineage: Eukaryota; Metazoa; Chordata; Lepidosauria; Squamata; Lacertidae.
GUGUGUGUGUGUGUGUGUGUGUGUGUGUGUGUGUGCUACCCACCUGUCUAUAAAUGAGCAUUCAACUCUUGCUUUAAACAUCAGUGUGUAUGGCUUGCAUCCAUGAGUACAAAAUUCAGCCUUUGCAACUGUGUUUGUGUCUCUCAAGGUGAGGGUGUUUUGUGUGCAGUGCAUUAGAUGCCCUGCCAUGAGUUGGUUUGGGAAGUUGAGCAAGGUCUAAGCUUGGGAUGUUCUGCAUGGAGACAGCAGGGAUGUUCUUCCUGUAGCAGCACUGGGGAUUAUCCUGUGAAGUAUUUUUCAGGAUGUGCCACACAUUUGCAAUAUAUUAAACAUAAUUAUGUAGUGGUGCUUGGAGAUCAUUCUCCACCCUCCUCUCCUGACAAUAUGGUGCCAAUAGCCUCUUUGUGACCUCUUGUCUCUCUAUGACGGGGGACACUGCUUUAGUAAAUAUCAUCUUUAAUUUUAAAAAAUUGUUUAGAAGUUUUAAGAAAAGUAUUGCUACCUCCCCAUUCACAUUGCUUUUAUAUCUGCAGAUGAGUUCUGAACAGUUUUCUAGGUGGACUAUCAGGGUUCAGUAGGAUGGGAAUGGGAUGAGAUGGGAAUGGAAUGGCUUGAAGGGGCUUCUUUCCAUGUAUCUUUUGUUGUACGACUUCUUGCUUUCAGUCAAAGUGCAAACCAAAGUUUCGUGGUUCAAAUAAAAAUCCAGAUUGGGAAGAGCUUGAUGUUUAUUAUUUACAAAAUUUGGUGCACUAUUAUCUUUGUCACACACACACACACACACACACACACCAACUCACCCAAUGUACAGCAAAGUUGUAUAAUGCAGAUCAACCGCUAGCAGUCAGCAAAAAGAAAUUGCACAUAAAACAGAAGCCAUUUCUUACAUAUUUUUGGAAACAAAACCCAAGUCCUGUGUUGUUAAAGAGAAUAUGAACACUUAAGAAAGCGCUGCCUUGGAUGAGAAACCUGGCAUGUGAUGUGGGCAAAUUCUCUGUUUGAGGUUGUCAUCAAAAUGCUUCUUUUGAGUUCUGAAGCCUGACCCAUACUGCCUUAGGAAAAUGUACACACAAGGAUAAAUUAGGAAUGCCUGUGGUUUUUUUUAAUGCUUCUAAUUGUUCUAUACCUCACUAAAUAAAUUUCUUUUCAUUGAAGUUUCAGAACUGGCUGUGUGGUUGAGUGUCUUCUAGACUAAUUUGAGUUGUUCCAGGCACCUGCAUUUUUUCUUCUUUAGAUGUUCCCAUGCCCCUUUUUCGCACGUACCAUGUGCUCUCCUCAACAGAAUCAGUCUAAGCCACCUACCCACUUCAUCACAUACCCUUAUAUCACCACCGAAUAGCCAAGGUUCCUUCUCUUUUUGCGGUCUCUGGCACUGGCAGCACCUUUGAACUGCAGUCCUAUGAUUCAGAAAUGCAUUUUCCUGUUGUUCCAUUUGAUUGUUCAGGUAGGGUUUCCAAAGGUAAAUGUCAAAAAUAAUGGAUGCUUUGGAGCUGUAGCUUUUGUGUUUGCUCUUUAUGACAGCUAUGACUAUGAGUGCCACAGUAAAAGGAACAUCUAUUAUAAUCUUAUGUGUCCCCACUCCCCCAACUGAUGGGAUGUUCCAAGGGUGUCAUUACUUGAUUUGGCUUCCUUUGGAGGAGAAAGAGCACUUUGGGGGCUGGUUCAGACAGAAUGGGAAAAUAUGUGAAUGAGCCACAGUAUGUCUCACACUUGUGUGCUCUCCAUCUCCUUUCAUUCCCAUAAGGAGAUAAGAAAAGUCUGCUUCCAGUUUAAAAUUAACCACAGUUUCCUGUCUGAACUUGGGAAACUGUAGUUUGUUUAAACUAUGGUCAGUGAGAACAAGCCAGGAUCAUAAUGCGGUUUGUGACAAAUCGUAAGUUUGCUUUUUUAAUUUGGAAGUCAUUCGGUAUUGCAGUUAGUUUUUAAAAGUGGAAACUUCUGAUCUCUUCAGUCACAGAAAAGGAGGAAAGGAAAGAGGAAAGUCUGCAGAAGCUCGCCUCCACUUGUUCAUGUCCAAACUAGGCCAUGAUGCCUUUAUAAUAUUUGCUUUAUUUAUAAAUAUGCAAGCAGAUAAUAAGUGGAGGUAAAGCGGUGCACCAUCAGAAACUAAGCUAUGGUUUGGCUUAGUAUUAUGUCUGAAUCCAGGCUUGUUGUUUGUCUUACUUCAGACAAAUGAUGAGCUGUAACCAAGGUUUGUUCUUGGCUUACCACUUGUUGCUUGCUUGUUUGUUUGUUUGUUUGCUUGACUUAAAUCCCUAAAAUAACCUAAGGAAGUUUACAUAAGGAAAAUUUCCCAUCCCCUUCUCACCCUUAUAACCGCUUUUGAAGGGCAAGGGUCCCUCCUUGGUCAGUAUGGGCUAAGACCAGGGCUUUAUGCAGCUGGAACUUGCCAGAACUUAGUUCUGGCACCUCUCAGGUGGGUGCCAUUGCCAUUAUAAGAGAACAAGGGAGGUGUUCAUGGUGAGUUUAGGCACAGCUUUUUCUAGAAAAAUAGUGCUGGCUAAGGCAUAGUGGUGGUUGGAAACUUUGCUUCUUUGAAUUCCCUUGUUUAAUUUAUCAUAGGAUUUGAGUCUGAGCAGUGCCUCCAUUCCUCAGCAGUUCCACCUGCACCCCAGCCCAUAAUGUUGAAGAGGUUCCCAGAUACUCCAAGCAGUUUUUCAGGAAGAUGCAGAAAGAGGGCAUGAAAGUUUCCUUCCAUGAGCUUCCUUACCUUAGGAUCCAUGCCAGUAUUAUUAAUUGCUUGUGGAGCAGUUCUGGGAAAAUCAAUAUUUAAUGCAGAGUAUGAAUAAUUCCAUGAGAUCUUCUGCCUUGCGGAUACUCCAUGGAACAGUUGCUAUAAAUUGCUCAGACUCUUGGCAGACAGCUCUUUAAAAUGCUUACCUAUGUGUUUAUGUGUGUCAUAUUUUAAGUUUUAACUUAAAAAUCCCUUAUUUGGGGCUGAUCGUGCAUAGUUUACAAUGCCCCAGACUGCAUCUUUUGGGAACCAGGAACAGACAUGGCCACUGGAUGGCAAUGCUGAGCUGAACAGAGCUUGGAAUGGAGUUUUAGCUCCUCAUUGAGCAGGCAAAAAGACUUGGGAUUCAUGGCGUGACUCCCAGAAGAGCCCAGGUGGGCUUCUGGCCACCCAGUGAGAAAGAACUGAGCCGUUUCAGGUCCCUGUCCUUUCUUUAUAAAGAUGGAAGAGCAUUGGCUCGGAAGAACAAUGGCGUUCCAGCAGAAUUUAGGAGAGAAAGAUUUCCAUGUCUACUUAACUUCAGCUAGUGGCUGAUCAUCAGGAACCUCUGCACCUGGAGCCUUUUAAUGAACCAUUUCAUAGGUAAACAUAGGAAUAUGUGGUGGACUAAUUAAAAUGGUGCAUCUGAGCAUGUUCGGAGUUCCUUUUUCUGAUUACUGAGUAACCGCAGCCACAAAUGGAGAGACACACUAACUACAGGUUCAGGGUUGGUUUCCAGUGCUGGAUAUACGGGUUAGUUUGCAUUCUGUGGUGGUUCUAAAAGAAAAGACAGUGGUGUGUGAAGAGCUAUUGACUGGGAAUUCUUUUUCUUCAUUAAAUCUCUGUGUACAAUAACAUAUUCACACCAUACAAAUACAUUUUUUUUAAAUAAGCCAAUCAUAAACCUGUGAUGGAGACAUUAUAAAUAGUAAAUUAUUUUAUUUUAUCCUUUCUUACAUUUGCUUAGGCUUUAUUAUAAUGUCAUCUGCUCCAUUCCCAGCUAUCCCAAAUCCUCUUUUCCACAAUCCACCAUUGUUACACAACCACUACUUUCUUUGUAAUUUCCAUAUUUCUUUCCAUUCUUGCCUGUUUGCCACCUGCUCCCAUAACUUACAGCUCCCUACAGUUCCCAAGCCUCUGCGAACCUGGUCCUUGUUAUCUUGUUAAAAAUAGACAUCACUUGGGACUUUUCUCCAGCUAUCACCCUGACCACUGGCUAAGCUGGCUGGGACUGAUGGGAGUUGGAGUCCAACAACAUCUGGGGUAGGGAACUACAACUCCCUUCUUCCCUGACCAUUGCCCAUGCUGGCUGGGGUUGCUUGGGGAGUUGUCGUUCAACGGCAGCCAGAAGCCACCAAGAUUGGGAAGGCUGUAUUGGGACAGUAAAGAAGCAAGAGAAACGUCAUCUGCCCUGGCACAGGUGAGAGCUUUACUGGAUGGUUGUCCACUAUCAUUAUCACUGGUGGAACCUCUACAAGGAACUUCCCCUCUGGUGGCUCAUGGAAAAACCCUCUCUCAGUUUACUGACUCAGAGGUAAGUCGCACCAGAUCAGCUGGAUAUAUGCCUGAGUUUAAAAAGUUUAGGAUCUGGGUUGUAGGCGGCUAGGCACAGCCCUUCCCCAGCCCUUUCCUCCUGGUGUAUGUGCACGCCUGCCAGGUGCUCUGAGCCUGGGUGCUCCCUCUCCUGGGCUCUUUGUGUUGGCAGCAAGCAGCCUCUCCCACCAGCUGGAGCUGGCUGGGCGCCUGUAGGCCAGCCAGCCAGCCAGCACUGCCUGCCCCUCCCUUCCCUCCCCCCAAGGGAUCUGCUCAGAGGCCGGAUGCAAAGAGGCUCAGAGCUGGAGCAGCUCUGCCGGGCUUCACACCACUGCGGGGAGAGGGAAGAAUCAGCAGGCAAGAAGAAAGGGGUGUACUCUGCACAUACCCACCGCUUUGCCUUGGACAUGCUUAAUAUCAAGCGGAAGGCAAGGGAUUGAGGCCAUCUGUGGACUGUUCUCUGAGGGAACUGUGCAUCUCCUAGAUCUGCUGCCUGGGGGCACUAGAUUUACCUAUCUGCCCUGAACUGCCCUGAAAUCCACUAUAGUGUUCCAUGGGACAUCACACUUUGAGAUCUACCAUGCUUCACUGGAACUUGUCGUUUUGCUUUAGUGUCUGAUGUGCUGCGCCAGGAUCUGUUGGGCCACCCCACUGCCGUGCUGUUGAGCCCCACAAGGUAGGAUGGUGCCAGGUGAGAGGAAGGCUGCUGGGCCCGUCCUUUUCUGGACCUGUGACCAUGAAACAGAGCCUUGUGAGUAGGCCUGGGUGAGACUUGGGAGCCUGUGAACCUUGCACAGGUAGCUUUGGGCACCCCCAUGGCCUGGUCUGGGGAUGCAUGGUAUGGAGCCACAGCAAAAUGGAUCUGGCAAUCAGAGUGACCAGGCACCCGCUGAGCUCCCGCACUCGCCUCUUGGCAUGGCACUCAUCCUGGUGGCCGUGCUGGUCAUGGCACUUGUGACCCUACUGGGGAACGUGUUGGUAGUGCUGGCUGUGUACACCAGCCGGGCCCUCCGGGCCCCGCAGAACCUCUUUCUGGUGUCUCUGGCUGUGGCAGACAUCUUGGUGGCCACCCUUGUCAUCCCCUUUUCCUUGGCCAAUGAGGUCAUGGGCUACUGGUGCUUUGGCGGCUUUUGGUGCAGCCUCUACCUGUCGCUGGACGUGCUCUUCUGCACCGCCUCCAUCAUGCACCUCUGCGCCAUCAGCCUGGAUCGGUACUGGGCCGUCACCCGUGCUGCCCGGUACAACCUCAAAAGGAGUCCCCGGAGGGUCAAGUGCAUGAUUGGGGCUGUCUGGGUCAUUUCUGCCUUGGUGUCCUUGCCACCGCUUUUCAAGUCAACGCACCAGGACCAGCUGUGCUUGCUGCACGACGACACCUGGUACGUACUGGCCUCUUGCACUGCCUCUUUCUAUGCCCCCUGCCUCAUCAUGGUCGCUGUCUACUGCCGGAUCUACCACGUGGCCAGGCACAGGAACUCGGUGGUCAUUGCUGCGAGACGUGUCUCCUACCCCAACCUUAUCACUGCAGCCAAGUGCGACGCCCGCAGAGUGAGCACCCAGCACCCUGGGGAAGUGCAGAAUGCAGGCUCGGAGCACGGCCAGCUUCCCCACCCCCAGCCUAGCUUGCCCCGGCUCUCUCGGCAGUGGAGGGCAGAAGAGAUUGGUAACAGUGCCAAGUCACAGAGGACCCCCAGGCUUUCCUGGUCAGUUCCCUCUAGCCGGCAGCAGCGCAGGAGCAGGGACAUGUCCGUCUCCACCAACCGGCUGGUGCAGGCAAGAGAACGGCGGUUCACCUUUGUCCUGGCUUUCAUCAUUGGGGCUUUCGUGCUCUGCUGGUUCCCGUUCUUCUUCACAUACAGCCUCGAGUCCGUGCUCGGGGAAGGCUGCUGCAUCUCCAAGCCUCUCUUCAAGUUCUUCUUCUGGAUUGGCUACUGCAACAGCAGCUUCAACCCCAUCAUCUACACCGUCUUCAACCGGGACUUCCGGCGGGCCUUCCAGCAGCUUCUCUCCCGUGCCGACCCACUUACAUGCAGGAAGUGAGGACUCUUCUGAUAGAGGGCUGUUUGGGGAGGUGGAGAGAGGUGUUGGCAUGCAGGCUGGGGUUCUAGGGCCUGUGUACAAAACAUCAUCCUGUGGCAACAGGUUGAGGCUGAUGAGUGAGAUAAUAUCACUGCUGGUUUUGUGCUGAAAAAGCUCCUGCUAAAGUGGUAAAUCUGUGGCAUGAGUGGCACAGGCAGCCAGACAUUUAUGACAUGAAGGGCUGGUGGGCCUGGUUAUGGCACAGAGAGUCAGGCUUACACAUGCCCUGCCUACCUCUCCUGUACUGUGCUGCUAGCCUGCUUACCAGUCCAAUAGGCCAGAGGCCAAGCACUAGUGCAUUGAGGGACAGGAGUAGACUGCUUAUGGGGCAGUGGAAUAGUGGUAACUUCUGAAGUGCAAGUGUGCUGUUCCUGGCAACCCCUUACAGCCAUGCCCAACACUGUACAACAGAAAUUAAUUUUUGGCUGAGGCUGACAUUUUGGCCUCAGUACCUCGCCAGCUUCUUUAACCUCUCCAUCUGCUCCUUCGUUUAAGAUAUCUAGUCUGAUGAAUAGUUCUAGUGGACUCAAGAGCUUUCUUAUCAUCUUGUGACAUUUCGUUGGUUAUUUAAAAAAGGGACUUCGACUUUUUAAAGAAAUAAAAGUGUUGGCUUAACUCUUAAUCAUGCAUUUGAAAUGAAAUCUA